This is a messenger RNA of Funneliformis mosseae, 269 nucleotides long. The record is from the annotation of a GenBank genome assembly. Lineage: Eukaryota; Fungi; Glomeromycota; Glomeromycetes; Glomerales; Glomeraceae.
CUGACGCGUGCGAAAAAUAUGAUCCUUACAAGCAAGGUGGAGAAUACUACGACCCUUACUAUAAUCCUUAUGUUGAUGAUUAUAAACAUGAUAAGCAUGAUAAAAAAUACAAAAGGGAUGCUUUAGCCAUAGCCGACGCAAACGAAUACUACGAUCCCUACAAGCAAGGUGGAGAAUACUACGAUCCCUACAAGCAAGAUGGAGAAUACUACGAUCCUUACUAUAAUCCUAACGUAAUAGAUUAUAAAAAGCAUGAUAAAAAAUAUUAG